UGUAAUUCAGAGACACAGGGAAUGCUGCUUGGUGCUUUCUUUUUUGGAAACCUGUUUACUCAGAUCCCAGGUGGAUACCUUUCAGGCUGCUUUGGAGGAAGCAUCUUCCUUGGUGGAGGUGCGCUUGGAACAGCCCUCACCCUCCUCACUCCACUGUCAGCACAUCUUGGAGCUAAAUGGCUGUUUGCCUUACAUGCAUUGGAGGGUUUUGGUGAUGGUAUGACUUUCCCUGCCAUGAUGGCCAUGUGGGCCCACUGGACUCCUCUGUUGAUGACCUUCUUGGGUACUGGCUCUAGCUUUGGGGCCUUUGUGGCUCUUCCUCUUACCGGCUCUAUCUGCCAUAUCAUGUAUUCUAAGUAUAUUUUUCUACCACCAUGUGCUACUGGGUGUCUUUGGGCAGUUAUUUGGUUUAUCUUAGUGUCAGAUGAACCCCGAACUCACCCCAGAAUCAGUGACCAAGAGAAAGAUUACAUGACUAACUCAAUACGUUCACAAACGCCACAUGGUUGGUCAGUGCCUGUAGUAUCUAUGCUGAUCUCCAUGCCUCUUCGGCCCAUUAUCUUCCCACAGAUGUGUAGCAACUGGUUAUACACUCUGCUCACCUCACUUCCUCAAUACAUGGACAAUGUGCUCCACUUUGAUUUAUGGGAGUAG
This is a messenger RNA of Myxocyprinus asiaticus (Chinese sucker), 654 nucleotides long. RefSeq names its product sialin. Gene Ontology annotation, molecular function: transmembrane transporter activity. Gene Ontology annotation, biological process: transmembrane transport; monoatomic anion transport. NCBI's taxonomy places the organism in Eukaryota, Metazoa, Chordata, Actinopteri, Cypriniformes, Catostomidae. The record is from RefSeq and is a predicted model, not a curated record.